Molecule: messenger RNA, 1798 nt
Organism: Drosophila grimshawi
Lineage: Eukaryota; Metazoa; Arthropoda; Insecta; Diptera; Drosophilidae
Gene: CDC50
Product: cell cycle control protein 50A
Exons: 6
Coding region: 180-1253 (357 amino acids)
Cellular component (GO): endoplasmic reticulum; Golgi apparatus; plasma membrane
Source: RefSeq, a predicted model, not a curated record
UUUAUUUUUAUUUGCUUUUAUCGAUAUGCAUAUAUCGAUAAGCAGCUCUGAAACGCGAAAUUUCUUGUAUUAUUUACGUAUUUGGCGAAGCAAAAUUGCGACGAGUGGUCUAGUUACGACCCCGUUAUCCUUAACAUUUGACGCAUCGGUCAUUUGCACUGUUUUAAACUGAAAGCGCCAUGUCGACGCAGAAUGUGGGAAACGAGGAAAACGCAGCCCCAAAGUCGAAACGACCUUCAGAUUCAGCGUUCAAGCAACAGCGCCUUCCCGCCUGGCAGCCCGUGUUGACAGCAAGAACAGUUCUCCCCACGUUCUUUGUGAUCGGUGUGCUCUUCAUUCCCAUUGGGGUGGUCCUGCUGCAUUUCUCCAAUUCAUCCAAUGAGCUCAUCAUCGACUACACCAGGUGCAUGCAGGUGGGCAAUAAUAAGACUUGUGCCGAGUUUUUGGAAGCCACAACGGGCGGACAGUGUUUGUGCAAGAUUAACUUUAAUCUAACUGAAGACUUUAAUGGCGAUGUUUACAUGUACUAUGGCCUGACCAAUUACUAUCAGAACCAUCGACGCUAUGUAAAAUCACGGGAUGACGAGCAGCUGUUGGGUCACCUGUCGCUAACGCCUAGCUCGGAUUGCACCCCAUUUGCCUACGCGGACAAUGACAAACCCAUAGCGCCAUGUGGCGCCAUUGCCAAUUCCCUUUUCAAUGACACACUCACACUGAGCCAAGGCAGCUCGGAAAUUAAAUUAUUGAAUACGGGCAUUGCAUGGCCAUCGGAUAAGCGCGUCAAGUUCCGUAAUCCUGAAGGUAACUUAAGAGAAGCGCUAGCCGCAUUUGAGAAGCCAAUUUUCUGGCAGAAAAACCUAAGUGAACUGGAUCCAACGAAUGAGGAAAACAAUGGCUUCCAGAACGAGGAUCUAAUCGUUUGGAUGCGCACCGCUGCCCUGCCCAGUUUUCGGAAGCUAUACCGUCGCUUGGAUCAAACAAAUAAUAGCUUUUCACGUGGCCUCAAGGCCGGUGAAUACACGUUGAAUGUAGAGUACAAGUAUCCCGUGGUCUCGUUUGAUGGCACCAAACGCAUGAUUCUAUCGACCACAUCUGUGCUGGGCGGAAAGAAUCCCUUCCUGGGCAUUGCCUAUAUCGUUGUGGGUGGCAUUUGUGUUACGCUUGGACUGGCGCUGCUCUUCAUUCAUCUGCGCUGCAGUCGUAGCAGCAACAUGGAAAUGAUGAGCGUUAAUCCACACACACAGUACUCCUAGAGAAAAUGGAAAUGGAUUUAAAUUGAUAGUGUUUGCUCCUUUCUUUGUUUUUUUUUUGUGGAAAAGUUCUAUCUGCGAAUCGCGCUUGCACCAUUAAUUAGUUGUAAUAUCUUUUUAAGGCAUAAAUUAUAAUAUGUAUGUAUUUAUGUAACGCCUUGUAUUAGAAUACACAAUUAGUUUCUAUUAGCUUUGAUAACAUUGUACGACAGGCUGUUCACUGUUCUCUUAUUAUCAUUUUGUAAUUGUUUGCUUUAUCUUAUUUUCAUUGCAAUGUUUUUGCAACCAAUUAUAUAUGUGAUGUUUGUUAUCGUAACUUUUGAAUCGUUUUAUAAUACACAGCUCAUAAACAAAAUCACAGACCAAAUAGCAGAGUUCAAUAAUCAAAAGUUCGAUUUGUGUGCCUGAGCCACUCCGCCUGCCAAUAACAAAUCAGUCUAGUAUUGCAACCGCAUUAGACUGGCGCUAAACAAAAAAAAAAAUUAUAAAUGUGCAUUGAUAUUUUACUAAUAAACUGUGCAAAUACGAAUUGAGCUACACACAGAAAA